GUUCAACUCGUUCAGCUCAACAACUGGCCUUGCCACACUCGGGGACUACUCAUUCGUUUCGGCCACGGAGGUGCGCUCAAACAGCAGCCACAUUAACUUGCGAUUCAAUUGAUUCCUUCAUACCCCCUCUUUUGAUCGCUCCGGCCACCAGCCUGCAAUACCCGACCGUCAUGGCUCUCCGCCGUCCAUUUACGCUCCCCCGGCAACUGCUGCGACCGGUCACUCGCGUUUCGCUCGGAUACUUGAAGGAACAGAGGCACGGUCUUGCAACGGCCGUACCUCCGGUUACUCAGGAUGCGACUGGUUCGAAGGGCCCGACGGCAAUGGUCUUCCUGAACAUGGGAGGACCCUCGAAGACAGACGAAGUGGAGGACUUUCUCAGCAGGUUGUUUGCCGACGGUGACCUGAUUCCUCUGGGCAGACUCCAGGCAUAUAUCGGACCCCUCAUUGCGAAACGCAGAACGCCCAAGAUCCAGAAGCAAUACUCAGAAAUUGGCGGGGGCUCGCCCAUCCGGAAAUGGUCGGAAUACCAGUGUGAGGAGAUGUGCAAAGUGUUGGACAAGAUCAACCCGGAGACUGCGCCUCACAAACCGUACGUCGCGUUUCGGUACGCCGCACCCUUGACCGAGACUAUGUACGCCAAGCUGCUGGAGGAUGGAUUCGGAAACGGCAAGGGCGGGCGGGCGGUCGCCUUCUCGCAGUACCCACAAUACUCUUGCUCUACUACGGGCAGCUCCUUGAACGACCUCUGGAGGUGGAGAAAUCGGCUGGAGGGCAAGCGGGCGAAUGGUGACGUGGACGCUUCGGGGUCCAUCCAGUGGAGUGUCAUCGAUCGGUGGCCCACGCACCCGGGCCUUGUAGAAGCCUUUGCGAAGAACAUCGAAGAUCAGCUCAAGACCUACCCCGAAGAUAAGAGAAACGGUGUGGUUCUCUUGUUCUCCGCCCACAGCUUGCCGAUGAGCGUGGUGAACAGGGGCGACCCUUAUCCUGCCGAAGUUGCGGCGACUGUCCAUGCAGUGAUGCAGCGACUCAACUUCAGCAACCCUUACCGACUCUGCUGGCAGUCUCAGGUCGGACCAAAGGCUUGGCUCGGGGCGCAGACCAGCGAUACGGUCCAAGAGUACGUGAAGCGCGGUCAGACCGACAUUGUCCUUGUCCCGAUCGCGUUCACCAGCGAUCACAUUGAGACUCUGUACGAGCUGGAUCUCGAAGUCAUGGAGGAGGCCAACCAUCCCGGAGUCAAGCGGGCCGAAAGUCUGAACGGUAGCCCCAUUUUCAUACAAGCCCUUGCGGAUGUCGCCAAGGAGCACUUGAAUAAGGAGGAGAAAUGCUCUCUGCAGAUGACUCUGCGUUGUCAGGGCUGCAAGAGCGACCGGUGCUUGGAGCAGAAGAAGUUCUUUGCGGGUGAAAAAGCUGCUUCUCUUGUUGUCUGAUCCGCUUGUUGCGAAACCCUUCUGAUAAGAUCUUUCUGGGGAAAGGCGUUUGAGUGUAUCCUAUCUCUUUCUUUCUAAGAUGUACAAUAGCCUACAUAGGAGACGAACUUGGUAUUUCGGCAAAUUUGGCAACGAAUAGAUAGACUGGUG
This is a messenger RNA of Aspergillus heteromorphus CBS 117.55, 1583 nucleotides long. RefSeq names its product ferrochelatase HEM15. Bases 171 to 1433 code for a protein of 420 amino acids. The transcript has 2 exons. Gene Ontology annotation, molecular function: protoporphyrin ferrochelatase activity. The record is from RefSeq and is a predicted model, not a curated record. Gene Ontology annotation, biological process: heme biosynthetic process. NCBI's taxonomy places the organism in Eukaryota, Fungi, Ascomycota, Eurotiomycetes, Eurotiales, Aspergillaceae.